CUCUGUUUGUAUGUGUGUGAAAAAUGGCGGAGGUCGUAAGCUCAAUCAGUUGUUCAAUCUGUUUAGAUCUCUUCCAGGAUCCAGUGACUAUUCCCUGUGGACACAGCUACUGUAUGGGCUGUAUUAAGGCCUGCUUGGAUCAGGAAGAUGACAAGGGUAUCUACAGCUGCCCCCAGUGCAGACAGACCUUCAUACCAAGACCUGUUCUAAAUAGGAACACCAUGUUUUCUGAAUUGGUGGAGAAUCUGAAGAAGACAAAACUCCAAGCUGCUCCUCCUGAUCAUUAUUAUGCUGGACCUGGAGAUGUGGAGUGUGAUUCCUGCACUGGGCGAAAACUCAAAGGUGUCAAGUCCUGUCUGGUGUGUCUGGCCUCUUACUGUGAGACUCACCUCCAGCCUCACUAUGAAUCUCCUGCCUUUAAAAAGCACAAGUUGGUCCAAGCCUCCAAACAACUACGGGAGAAGAUCUGUUCUCAUCAUGACAAAUUAUUGGAGAUUUACUGUCGUACUGAUCAGCAGUGCAUCUGUUAUCUUUGUACAAUGGAUGAACAUAAAGGACAUGAUACAGUCUCAGCUGCAGCAGAAAGGACUGCGAAACAAAGACAGUUUGGGGAGAAAUAUUUGGAAUCCCAGAAGAGAAUUGGGGAGAGAGAGAAGAAGAUUCAGGAGUUGAGACAGACUCUGGAAACUCUGAAGCACUCUGCACAGGCAGCAGUGGAGGACAGUGAGAGGAUCUUUACUGAGCUGAUCUGCUACAUUGAGAAAAGACGCUCUGAGUUGAAGGAGCUAAUCAAAGCUCAGGAGAAGACUGAAGUGAGUCGGGCUGAAAGACUCUUGAAAAAACUGGAACAGGAGGUUGCUGAGCUGAGGAGGAGAGAUUUUAAAUUGAAGCAGCUCUCACACACAGAUGAUCACAUCCAUUUCCUCCAGAGUUUCCAGUCUCUCUGUGUCUCUCCUGGAUCUGAGGUCUUACCCAGUAUCACUGUCUAUCCACGCAUCUCCUUUGAGCAUGUAAAGAAAUCAGUCUCUGAACUGAAAGAUCAACUACAGGAUGUAUGCAAAAAGGAAGUGGACAGGAUAUCUGGGGAAGGUUUUCCGGUGACUGGCGUUUUUGUUCGGUGACGGAUGCGUGGCCUGCCGGGCAGAUGGACGUGGUAACGUAUGGUAGUUGUAGAAGGCGUCAUAUAGAGUUGUUUGGAAGGCGUAGGCUACGGUGUGUAGAAAGUGGUGUCUGAUGGAAGCUUUGGGGAAGUUUGUGUGGGGUUUAUUUGUCUCUGUGUUGUAGUCCUCUUGCUCAUGUUGGAUGGAUCGUCCCUCUGCCCGCCCCCACCCUCCCGCGGAGUUCCUCCAGACCGAUCGCUGGUACUCCUUGGAGGUUUGCGUGGUCCCAUUCUGCCCGGUGACGCUGCAUCGUUGGAGAGCAUUUCCCUACAAUCGUAGCCAAGAUGGCCCCCGAACGGUUUUCGCUCUAUGGACCUUUUCGUUGUGAACGUGCUGAUUGAGGCCGUUUUUUGCUCCACUUUGGAAGUGUUGAGCGUGCCUACGCGGGUCAAGGAAUGGUCCAAAAGUGGGGAGUAGUACACACUGAAUCCGUAGUCUCCUGUGUUUGCAGCGACUGAGAACAAGGAAGACUACAGACUCUGGGUUGAGGAAGAGACUAUGCUAACUGCUACGUUAAAAUUUAUGAAGCUACCACUAGACAUUCGACUGGACAUUGAAUUCGGGAAGAUACCAGUGGGAAUCAAGACAACGGCUGUAUUGAUGUAUUGUUCCCACAAGAAUAGAGACAGUUUUGGCUGCCUUUUUGGCCUCGCUGCGGGCGAUCCAACAGGAACACACAGGAACGCUAACCCGCCUGAGGGAGGAGCAUCGACCGGUGAGAUUAUUCCUUAAUACAGCUUUCAUAUGCUUCAGUAAUCUAUGUGGUUGGUUUUUGUAUGUCAGAUUUGAUGAUUUUGUGGAAGUUGAUAGAUGGAUUUGAGAAAGUAUGGUAACUAGAAGUAAUUUUUUAGGGUAUUUUAGUUAUAGCGCCUUUAGAUAGAAAUGUUUUGUUUUGUUCCAUGUCCUGACGCCCAUUCCAAUGCAGCUGACCUAUUGCUGGGUGAUUUGUGCAGGAUUUUGAGCAGCUCUCUGUUGGUGGAAUUGUUUUCUGUGCAACUGUCUCUGCGAAAUGGUUGUCUUGAUUGUUUUUC
Messenger RNA from Esox lucius (northern pike), 2191 nucleotides. RefSeq names its product E3 ubiquitin/ISG15 ligase TRIM25-like. Gene Ontology annotation, molecular function: zinc ion binding; protein binding. NCBI's taxonomy places the organism in Eukaryota, Metazoa, Chordata, Actinopteri, Esociformes, Esocidae. The record is from RefSeq and is a predicted model, not a curated record. The transcript is spliced from 5 exons. The coding region runs from base 24 to 1121 and encodes 365 amino acids.